AUGAGCAGCACAGAGACGAUUGUAGAACCUACCACGGUUCGCGAAACGCUCCGCGCGUACGAUAUCCACCACACUGGAAGCGAUGAGACAUUAGAACCCCCUACAGAGCAGACGCAGAAUCAGCCGCAGGAAGGACCUGUCUCGCAACCCGGUUCAAAUUGGCCAUCGGACUGGCGACGAAUACCUCCGUAUCGGCCUUCGAGCCGCUCGCAUCGAGUCUCUGAUCGACCUGCUGGCCUCGACCGUGUCGAAGGUACAAUGGUUAUAGUCAUGUUUACGGGUGUUUGGACUUACGGAAAUCUGAACCGAUUAUGGCGCGCGACCGUAGGAAAAUGGAAUAACAGUAUCAUGAGAUACAAAAUAGGGGGAGAAUGGUAG
Cladophialophora psammophila CBS 110553 is the source of this 378-nucleotide messenger RNA. RefSeq lists its product as uncharacterized. Bases 1 to 378 code for a protein of 125 amino acids. NCBI's taxonomy places the organism in Eukaryota, Fungi, Ascomycota, Eurotiomycetes, Chaetothyriales, Herpotrichiellaceae. The record is from RefSeq and is a predicted model, not a curated record. The transcript is spliced from 2 exons.